CUUCCCAUGACGCACAGCGAAGUGUCAACUGGGAUAUUUCUGGUAAAACUGAAAGCAAGAAAAGCGAGGUGCACGCUUCACGAGGUCCCGGGCCCCGUGGGACUGUGGGUGGAAUUUGGAGGGGUUUGGGUGCCAUCUCCAAGUGACAGAUGGGUGGACCUCUCAUCUGAAAGGAGGAGACACGUUGGCCAGUCGACCUCAGACCCAAAGUUGCUUGUGAAGCGACAUAAAGGGGAAAACACACACACACCAGCUGGAGGGAAGAAUCGAAAAAGCAAGAAGGGUGCGAAUCCUGACAGACUCGCCGCUUGGGCAGGGACUCGCCGGAACCAGAGGCAAAAUGUCCCUGAAGUUGCCAAGAAACUGGGAUUUCAACCUGAAAAUGGAGGCUGCAAAAAUAGGUGGCGGUGGCAUGGAGCUCCUCAGUGUGUGGGACCUGGGGUACUUCGGAUGGGCCAAGCCUACAGAUCAGACACAAAACUCUCGGUCAAGGAGCGUGAUGACCGGCGAGCAGAUGGCGGCCUUCCACCUGUCGUCCACCCCCAACCCUCUGGAAAGGCCCAUCAAGAUGGGCUGGCUGAAGAAGCAGAGGUCCAUCGUGAAGAACUGGCAGCAGAGGUACUUUGUGCUGAGGGCGCAGCAGCUCUGCUACUACAAGGACGAAGAGGACAUGAAGCCACAGGGUUGCAUGUAUCUACCAGGAAGUACGAUCAAGGAGAUCGCCACAAACCCGGAAGAAGCAGGGAAGUUCAUCUUUGAAGUCACUCCAGCCUCAUGGGACCAGUGUCGCACGGGACAGGACUCCUAUGUCCUCAUGGCCAGCUCCCAGGCGGAGAUGGAGGAGUGGGUUAAAUUCCUUAGGAGAGUCGCUGGCACACCCUCUGGAGCCGUGUUUGGUCAGCGCUUGGAUGAGACCGUGGCUUAUGAGCAGAAAUUUGGCCCCCACCUGGUGCCCAUCCUGGUGGAGAAGUGUGCAGAAUUCAUCCUGGAGCAUGGCCUGAAUGAAGAGGGCAUCUUCCGCCUGCCCGGGCAGGACAACCUGGUGAAGCAGCUGAGAGAUGCUUUUGACGCCGGGGAGCGGCCCUCCUUUGACAGAGAUACAGAUGUGCACACAGUGGCCUCCCUGUUAAAGCUCUACCUCCGAGACCUCCCAGAGCCAGUGGUUCCCUGGAGCCAGUAUGAGGGGUUCUUGCUUUGUGGGCAGCUCAUGAAUGCAGAUGAGACAAAGGCUCAGCAGGAGUUGAUGAAGCAGCUCUCCAUCCUUCCUCGAGACAACUACAGCCUCCUGAGCUACAUCUGCAGGUUCCUACAUGAAAUCCAGCUGAACUGUAGUGUUAACAAGAUGAGUGUGGACAACCUGGCUACUGUGAUUGGUGUGAAUCUCAUCAGGUCGAAGGUGGAAGACCCUGCUGUGAUCAUGCAAGGGACUCUUCAAAUCCAAAGAGUGAUGACCAUGAUGAUCAGAGACCAUGAAGUCCUCUUCCCCAAGUCCAAGGAUGCACCACUGUCACCCUCUGCCCAGAAAAAUGACCCCAAAAAACCUCCAGUGGCUCGAAGCUCUGUGGGCUGGGAUGCCACUGAAGAUGCCCCAAUUUCUAGAACAGACAGCUUUAGUAAUACGACCAGUGACUCGGACACAACCAGCCCCACUGGACAGCGGCCGAGUGAUGAGUAUCUAGAAGACAACGGCAAAGCCCCCAGGGAAAAGCCAGGAGAUUGGAAGUUGCAGUCUCGAAAAAGGACUCAGACGCUCCCUAACCGGAAAUGCUUCUUGACAUCAGCUUUUCAAGGUGCCAACAGUAGCAAAGUGGAGAUCUUUAAAAAUGAGUUCUGGUCACCUUCUUCAGAGGUGAAGGCAGGGGAAGGGCACAGGAGAACGAUGUCUCAAGGUGUUCCACAACUUUCUGACCCCCAGCGGACUUCCACCUAUGAUAAUGUCCCUGCCCUGCCCGGGUCCCCCAGGGACGAAGCAGGUGCACUCUCUCCCCAUGCCUGUGACCCCAAGAGAGACACUUUUGCCAGCCCAACCUCUGAAACCGGACCUGGAAGAAAGAACUCUGGAGAAGAGGACCCUGAAUCUUUGCAGAGGGUGGUCCAGGAGCUACGAAAGGAAAUCGAAACACAGAAGCAAAUGUAUGAGGAACAGAUUGAGAACCUUGAGAAGGAAAAUUAUGACGUCUGGGCUAAGGUGGUGAGGCUCAAUGAAGAACUGGAAAAGGAGAAGAAGAAGUUUGCAGCCUUGGAAAUCAGCCUUCGCAAUGUGGAGCGCUCCCGGGAGGACGUUGAGAGGAGGAACAAGGCCUUGGAAGAAGAAGUCAAGGAAUUUGUCAAAUCAAUGAAGGAGUCCAAGACGGAUGCGUGAGGGUGCCAGGAGUACUGCAGAGACAGCCCGCAGAGACCAAAUACUGCUCCCUUUCUCGGUGCAACCUGAUGACUGGGAAGCACAAUUACUCCCUAGGAGGGAGAAGAUAUUGUGGGGCAAACAUCACAUUCCCUAGUAAAUAAAUCAAUGGAGUUUGUAGGAGGAUGAGACUGAACAGUGACAUGUGUGGACAUCUAAGACCCCCUGUGGCCAGAUUCAAAAGGAUUGCAUUAUUCCACAGUGGUCUCAGGCUGACUGAAAUGGAACCUUCCAUGACUGAAUAGUUAUGUGUGAUGGAGACAUUUGAGGCAGGCCACAUCCCAGGCAACAGGCUGCCCCCAGCUGAGGCUGGACUGAGGCGUUAGUUGUUUGUUUUCUGUGUGGAACAACUUGCCUAAUCAGAUGGCACCAGGGCAUCUCUGAGACACAGGUGCAGAAAAUGACAUUCAGCUUUUGAGUGCUGGUCCAUGGUAUGCUGUGUUUUCCAGGGGCUGCACCUGCUGAAGCCAGAGCCCUGUUCUGCCACCCCCACCACAAUGCGUACUCUCCAGGAGUGAUUAUUAGACUAAGACAAAACAAGCAAGAAACUGUAUUUAUGAAAGCAAAUCGAUGAGAAAAUUAUAUUCAAAUAAAGCGAAAAAAAAAGGCA
Messenger RNA from Equus caballus (horse), 3011 nucleotides. RefSeq names its product Rho GTPase activating protein 25 (gene ARHGAP25). The record is from RefSeq and is a predicted model, not a curated record. Gene Ontology annotation, biological process: negative regulation of small GTPase mediated signal transduction; signal transduction; phagocytosis, engulfment. Gene Ontology annotation, molecular function: GTPase activator activity. NCBI's taxonomy places the organism in Eukaryota, Metazoa, Chordata, Mammalia, Perissodactyla, Equidae. Gene Ontology annotation, cellular component: phagocytic cup.